AUGUCACUUCACGAACAAGAAAAAUACCGUCUACUCGUAACAGCAGGACCAUCCUACAACCUCUCAGCCCACAAAACCGUACAAGUCAACACCGAAACACCAACCUACAUCGAAAACGAAUUCCUCCGUGCAAAAAUCCAAGUCCGAAUCCGGGGCUACAGAGGCCUACCCUCAUCCUCCCCAUCAGAAUCCUCGUACUUCAACGACUUGGUCCAUAAAAAUGACCAAUACUCUGUCGGCUUCUCUUUCGUCCCGAAAAUUGAUAUCCCGUCAAAAGAUACGGUUUGGGGUAAUGAUCUCGAUCACCCAAUCCGAGACAGAUUACCUCCGGGUUUCAAUACUGCGUUCCGCAUCGUGAAAGAAUUCAUCGAUCCUGGUCUCGCGUGUGAUGUCUAUGCGGACAAACCUUGGUUAUAUGGGCCUAGUACGUCUUGUUGGUUCGCCUUACGCAUCGGCGAGAAGCUCAAGAAUGACGAUGAAGAUUUCCCAGCUCCAGGAGUCCUAACAGAAGGCGCAGACGGUUCUGGCCAACAAGUCCGAGAACAACUCGGUCUACCUUCAAAUAAUGAAAAACGACGCAAACACUUUCUGAAGGAAAAUAAUCGUGAGCAAUUCAUCUUUGAAAAGGGAAGGCUUUACAUGGCAGAUUUCUAUAAUCCUUAUUUGGAUUUCGCGAAUUAUAGUCUUAAGCUACCGGGGUUUAGUCUCAAGGUGAUUAGGUAUAUUGGGGACAAGACGCAUUGUUUGAGGUAUGUGUUCAAGCAGAGGGGUGGCGAGGGUGUUUAUUUGAACGUUAAUAUUACGUUGCUUUGGGGAGAAAAGUUGAAGGAGGCGUUGAGGGAGGAUGAGGAACAGCAGGCGGGCGAGGGAGCAAAAGAGGAAUUAGUUGCUCAAGUGAGGGAAGACCCAAUAGAUGAGAUUGAUAGAUUACUUCGCGAGACUUCGACGCAGCAGAAGCGAGAAACAUAG
Pseudocercospora fijiensis CIRAD86 is the source of this 969-nucleotide messenger RNA. RefSeq lists its product as uncharacterized. NCBI's taxonomy places the organism in Eukaryota, Fungi, Ascomycota, Dothideomycetes, Mycosphaerellales, Mycosphaerellaceae. The record is from RefSeq and is a predicted model, not a curated record. The coding region runs from base 1 to 969 and encodes 322 amino acids. The transcript is spliced from 3 exons.